Messenger RNA from Periconia digitata, 2952 nucleotides. The record is from the annotation of a GenBank genome assembly. NCBI's taxonomy places the organism in Eukaryota, Fungi, Ascomycota, Dothideomycetes, Pleosporales, Periconiaceae.
ACACUCCCUGCAACACACCAACACUACGCAUUGCCCACCAUGUCUUCCUUGCUAGACACUGUACUCAACUCAGAUGCGCCAGCCCCUACUCCCUCGAGCGACGCCGGAAACUUGGGAAAUUCACGCAUACGUUCUUCGUCCCGCCCGCGUGCACCUCCUUCCGAAAGCGCAGCCGCCCACAGCGAUCAUGAGGGAUUCGCCGAUGACGAGGUCGUGGGCGCGAGAGUUGCUGGGCGUAGACCACUGGGCCCACGAGCAGACAUACCGAAAGUUGUCGACGUAACGGGAGAGACGUUGUCGCUUCGGUUUCAAGAGUUUCUGGAGGGCUACACCGAAGAUCCUACGUCUUCAGCGCUUCCUAUAUCGAGCGGUGUUCCCAUCACCGACAAGUAUUACAUCGCACAAAUACGGGGCAUGAAGCUGUUCAGUCUCUCAACUUUGUACGUUGACUUUACACACCUGCAACGGCACGAAGACGGGAUUCUUGCAGCUGCCAUUGCCAGCGAAUAUUAUCGAUUUCUUCCCUAUAUGGUCAGGGCUCUCCACAAUCUUAUCGCAAAGUACGAGCCCCAGUAUUUCAGGGAGCACCGACAGCCAACAUCAACAACCUCGGUGACAGCAGACACAUAUGGCGCUGGAAGUGCGUCGAACCAGCCUUCCAGCCUCAACGAGAAGACAGCAAAUCAGCAAACGGACAAGUUGUUCACGCUUGCUUUUUACAAUCUCCCACUCAUAUCGCGUGUUCGCCAGUUGCGAACCGAUUCCGUUGGCAGUCUCUUGUCCAUUUCGGGCACUGCUACUCGCACAUCAGAAGUACGCCCCGAGCUUUCGAUUGCCACAUUCAUCUGCGAGGCUUGCAAUACUGUCGUCCCCAACAUUGAACAGACCUUCAAAUACACAGAGCCAACGCAAUGCCCCAACACAACUUGUAUGAACAGAGAAGGAUGGCGAUUGGAUAUCAGGCAGUCUACAUUUGUCGAUUGGCAGAAAGUUCGCAUCCAAGAAAACAGCUCCGAAAUACCUACAGGAAGCAUGCCCCGUACAAUGGACGUCAUUCUACGCGGGGAAAUGGUAGAUCGGGCUAAGGCUGGUGAGAAGUGUAUCUUCACUGGAACUGUGAUCGUCAUUCCGGAUGUAAGCCAAUUUAGAGUACCUGGUGUCCGCGUGCAAGCAACUAGGGACAACUCGAAUGCUUCUCGUGGCAAUGACGUCGGUGGGUCUGGCGUCAGUGGCCUCAAGGCGCUGGGUGUUCGCGAUUUGACCUACCGCAUGUCAUUCUUGGCCUGUAUGGUCACCCCUGAUAUAUCCACUCCUGGCCAGCCCGCGAAUCACCACAUGACUGGACAAGCAGGCAAUAUCCUUGCUUCACUUAAUCAGGUGCAGGCGAUGGAAACUGCAGCUACUGGUGAAGAUGCACAAACAGAGUACCUUGCUACUCUUACCCAGGCCGAAAUCCAGGACUUGAAAGACAUGGUGCACAGACCUAACAUCUUCAUGCGGUUGGUGGACUCGAUAGCACCUACAGUUUAUGGCCACCAAGUCAUCAAGAAAGGUCUCCUCCUUCAGUUGAUGGGCGGUGUCUCAAAGGAAACUCCCGAGGGCAUGGCCCUCCGUGGUGACAUCAACAUCUGCGUUGUCGGUGAUCCAUCGACUUCAAAGUCUCAGUUUCUGAAGUAUAUCUGCAGUUUCCUGCCUCGUGCCGUGUACACUUCUGGAAAAGCAUCUUCGGCUGCUGGUCUUACGGCGGCUGUGGUAAAAGACGAAGAAACGGGUGAAUUCACCAUCGAAGCUGGAGCACUUAUGUUAGCAGACAAUGGUAUCUGUGCCAUCGAUGAAUUUGACAAGAUGGAUAUCGCCGACCAAGUCGCUAUUCACGAAGCCAUGGAACAGCAAACUAUCUCUAUUGCCAAAGCUGGUAUCCAGGCCACGCUGAACGCACGCACAUCAAUCCUCGCCGCCGCAAACCCUGUCGGCGGGCGCUAUAACCGCAAAACGACUCUUCGAGCCAAUGUCAAUAUGUCGGCGCCCAUCAUGUCGCGUUUCGACCUCUUCUUCGUUGUACUUGAUGAAUGCGAUGAGGCUGUCGACCGUCACCUGGCCGAGCACAUUGUGGGCCUUCACAAAGACCGCGACGAGGCUAUCGAGCCAGAAUUCAGCACGGAGCAGCUCCAACGCUACAUCCGCUUUGCGCGUACCUUCAAGCCCGAGUUCACAGAUGAAGCCAAGGAGACGCUGGUGGAGAAAUACAAGGAGCUUCGUGCCGACGAUGCUCAAGGGGGCAUUGGAAGGAACAGCUACAGGAUCACCGUCCGUCAAUUGGAAAGUAUGAUCCGUCUCAGUGAAGCCAUUGCCAAAGCAAAUUGUGUUGGUGAAAUCACACCGGAAUUUGUCAAGGAAGCAUACAACCUCCUACGGCAAUCCAUCAUCAGCGUUGAAAAGGACGAUGUCGAGGUUGAAGAUGAAGACGAGGAAGCAGCGUUAGCUGCCGCUGCCGCUGCGGCAGAAGCUCAGGACGGUGACGCACCUAUGGACGACGGCUCAUUGUCGGCUGCUGGCGAUGCCCGUGCCAGGACUGCGAGUCGCACACCAGCACCCUCCACUCCUGCCGCUCCGCUGCGCGAAAAGACGAAGAUCACGCAUGACAAGUACGUGGCAAUGCGCAAUGCGUUUGUGAAGCGCGUCAACGAAGACCAGAGUACCACCGAGGAUGGCGUAGAAGAGGAAGAGCUGUUAGUGUGGUAUCUAGAGCAGAAGGAGAGCGAAUUGGAGACGCAAGAGGAUCUCAACAACGAAAGGACAUUGGCGAAGAAGGUCUUGAGGAAGGUCUGCAAGGAACAAUAUCUGAUGCAGAUCCGUGGCGAAGGCCUUGCGGAUGAUCAGGGUGCUGCGCGCGAUGCUGCAAAGGUCGUUUACGUCUUGCAUCCCAACUGCCCUGUAGAAGAUAUCAUUUAG